Messenger RNA from Polistes canadensis, 1007 nucleotides. RefSeq names its product upstream activation factor subunit spp27 (gene Non2). The transcript has 5 exons. Lineage: Eukaryota; Metazoa; Arthropoda; Insecta; Hymenoptera; Vespidae. The coding region runs from base 66 to 851 and encodes 261 amino acids. Gene Ontology annotation, cellular component: nucleus. The record is from RefSeq and is a predicted model, not a curated record.
GCUACGGGAGUCCGCAGCCGGCGUAGGUUCAGUUGGUAGCAGUACGCACAACGAGAAGCAUUACCAUGGCUGAUAUCUCUAAAGACGAGAUCCGUAAGGAGAUCACCGCAAUUUUAAAAGAUGCAGACCUUACUACAAUGUCAGCGAAGAAAGUAAGACAACAGAUAGAAAAAAAGUUAGAUGUAGAUCUCACAGCAAGAAAGGAGGAAGUAGAUGAUUUAGUUAUGGAGUGUUUACAAGAAAAGCAAGACGGCGGAAAGAAAAAGAAGAAGGCUGCUAGUGAAGAAUCAGAAGACGGAGAGGAGGAAGAGGAAGAAGGUUCAGAGGAAGAAGAAGAGGAGGAGGAAAAGAAGCCUGCAAAGAGAAGUCCAACUAAGAAAACAUCCAGUAAGCGUAAGAAGGAUUCUUCUGCUGAUGAAGAAAGUGCUAGUGACGAAGAUGCCAGCGACGAAGAGUAUAGUCCACAAAAGCCAAAGGCUACACCUAAGAAAGGAAAACCUGGUAAAAAGGGUAAGAAAAAAGGUAGCGAUAGUGAUAGCGAUGAAGAUUGGGGUAAAAACAAAAAGGCUCCUGGAAGCACUGCUAAGAAAGGUGGCGGUAAGGGCAAGGGUGGAGGAUAUACUCGUGCUAUUACAUUAUCUCCUGAAUUAGCAGCUGUUGUGGGUGCCGAUCAAAUGGCUCGACAUGAGGUUGUUAAGAAAGUAUGGAGUAUUAUCAAAGAAAGGAAUCUUUAUGACCCGAAAAACAAACAAUUUGCAAUCUGUGAUGACGAAUUGAUGAAAAUAAUAGGUGUUAAGCGUUUUAGAACCUUUGGAAUGAUGAAGUACCUCAAAAAUCACUUUUUAAAUUAAAUCACUCAAUCCCGAUCUCUGACAGGUUAUAAACAUUGUAUAACAUAUUCCAAGGCGAACUGUGCGCCUCCAUCUUUCUCACACAAUACAUGCAUAAAUACAUAUACAUGAAAACACAAAACAUAUUUGCGAAUAAGACUAGCCAUGUUUACAUCA